AUGGGUUUAGAUAAUCAAAAUAAAAAGGAUGAUGACCAAAAUGACGAGCCUGCAAAUAAUCAAAAUUCGAAGAGAAAAAAUGAAGGAUUCUUAUUUAGAGGAUUAAAAAGAUUUAAACAAAAGUUACAAGGAACAGAAGAAGAGGAAGAUAAUGCUGAAAAUGUGACAAACGAUAAAAAUGAUCAGGAUAGCCACGAUGACGACGAUCUAAUAAUUAAAAACAAAAGAAGCAAAAAAAUUAUAGAUGAAAAUGAUGAUGAUGAUGAUGAAGUGGUAAGUGAUAAAAAUGAAAAUCAACAAAAAAAGAGUACGCUAAAAAAGUCAAAUAAAAGGAAAAUGGAGGAAGAAGAAGAAGAUGAGGAAGAGGAGGAAGAGGAAGAAGAGGAGGAAGAAGAAGAAGAAGAUGAAGAGGAAGAAGAUGAAGAAGAGGACGAAGAUGAAGAAGAAGAAGAAGAUGGAGAAGAUGAUGAGAUGAAAGGAUUUAUUGUUGAUAGUGAUGAAGAAGAAGAUGAAGAAGAGGAAGGAAAAAAAAAAAGAAGAAAAAAAAAAAAAAAAAAAAAAUAUGAUUAUUUUGAAAAUAAAAGUUUAGAUGAAGAAGAUCUAGAAUUGAUUGCAGAAAAUACAGGUAUCAAAGUUGCAAGAAAUGAAAAAGAUACAAAACAUAGACGAUUAAAAAAAAUAAAAGAUAUCGAAUCCAAUGAUGAAUAUGAUGAUAAUGCUAGUAACCUAUACAAUGAUAGAAGUGAUAAAACUUUAAAUGAUGAUUCAUUUUAUAAAGAAAAUAAAAAUAAUAUAAAUGAAAAUCAAAUAGAUCAAUUAAAACAUAAAAGCUAUUUUAUUGAUGAUAGUGAAAGUAAUUUAAAAAAACAAAAAAAUGAUUUUAAAAAUAAUUUAUUUAAUUACGAUGAUAAUAUAUUUGAUACAGAACAAAAUCAACAAUCUGAUAAUGCAGGUGAAGAAAUAAUAGAUGGCUAUCAAAAUAAUUCAGAACAUAUUGGAAAAGCAGAUUCUUAUAUUCAUGAAAUGAUUAGACAAACAUUUGGAGAUGUAAAUACUGUUCUUGACAUAAUUAAUGUUUCACCAGUUAAAAAAAAAAAAAAAUAUGAAUAUGAAAAUGAGGAAGAUGAAGAAGAAGAAGAAGAGGAAGACGAAGGAAGUGACUUAUUCUCAAAAAAUCAAAUAUCUGAUGAAAAUAAUGAUAUAAAAUUUAAGAAAAAAAAAAAAAAAAAAAAAAAAAUAAAUACACUUCUUGAUGAUAUACAUGAAAAUUUAAAAAAAGUGGGAAUGGAUGAUGAUUCUGAUUAUGAUGUUAAAGAUGACGAAAUUGAUGAGUUAGAAAAUGAAGAUGGAGUUUUAGAAAAAGUUAGUGAAGAUCAAAGUGAUGAAAUACAAACUGAAACAAGCAGUAGCAGUGAAACAACAAGUGUUGAUGAUAAUUAUACUAAUGAUUUAAGUAGUGAACAAAAUGAAAGUGAUGAGUUAUAUGAAAAAGAAUAUGAUAAUAUUUGUGGAGAAGGUAAUGAUGAAUAUGAAGAAUAUAAUUAUUAUGACGACGAAGAUCAGGUUGAUGAUGAUGACGAUGACAGUACAAGUAUUCAUGAAAAAAAAAAUAAAAAUAAAAAAUCAUCUAUAUUAAAUGAAAGUAAUGCUAUUGUAAGCAUAAAUGAUGAUGGAAAUUUGUUCGAUGAAGAUAUUGGUCAAGAAAAAAGUGAUAAAAAAAAAAAGAAAAAAAAAAGUAAUAAACAAAAAAAGAAAGGAAAAAUAACAAAUCUAGAUCUUGCAUCAAAUAAAUGGAAAAAAAUUGUAGAACCAGAUGAAGCACUUAAAGAAUUACUAACAAAAAAAGACAACCUAAUUAGAUAUUCUGACAUCCCAGAAAGAUAUUAUUUUAAUUAUGAAAAUCGAAAAAAAAAAUUAACAAAAAAAUUAUUAUUAAUAGAAUCUAAAUGGAUUAUAAAUAAAUUAAAAGAAAAAUAUCCAUACUAUUUUACUUUAAAAAAUUUUGAAAAAAUUAUUGAAGAAACAUAUGAUAAUGUUUAUCAAGAUAUAAAUCCUAGUGAUUUUUUGUCUGAUCAAUUUUUAAUAAAAAAAUGUAUAUUAACAUUAAAAUUAUUAAUAGAAUAUAAAAAUGAAAUACCUUUUAUAUUUUUUCAUAAAUCUUUUUUAAUAUUUCCACCAUUUAAUUUAAAUAUUUUAUGGGAUAUAUUUGAAUUAGAUAAAAUAUGGUAUAAACUUUAUAUCAAAAUUAGUAAGCUAAAAAAUAAAUUGAAAUUAUUAGCUACCCAAAAUAAUAAAGUUAAUCCAAACAUUUUUAUACUAUUAGAUAAAUAUAAUGAAAUAUAUUAUGAAGAUAUUAAUAUAUAUUAUUAUUAUUUAAAAAAUAAUCUUAUCAAUUUUUGUACAAAUAUUCAAAAUCAAACAGAUAAUAAUAAUUUCAAUUUCGGGCUCGAUGAUACUAAUGUGUUAUGCAUAGAAAAUGAAAAAGAACAAGAUGUUACUAACACUUCUGAUAAAGACGACAAAUAUUUGAAGGAUGAUUUAUUUGGUGAAGAUUUAAUAGAAGAAAAAAAAGAAAAUGAUAAAUUGAAAAAUAAAAAUGAUCAAAGUAAUAUACAAAAAAUUGAUUAUAUUGAACAAAAUAUACCUGGAUUACAAUUUCUUAAUUUUGUAAAAAAAAAUAAAUUCAAUAUAUGGGAUAAAUAUCUUCUUACAACAGAUGAAUUUUAUGAAAAUAUUUCAUAUAUUUUUGAUCUAAUAAAAAAUGAAAAAAUAUAUUCAUUAAAUAUUGAUAAUGAAUAUGAUGAUACAUUUUCAUAUGACAAUCGAGGAAGAAGAUACGAUAAAAAACGGCAUGAUUAUAAAUAUAAUUUAGAUAAAGAUGAAAACUAUUUUAAAUAUGAUUGUUCUAAAAUAAAAAAUAUAGUAACUAAUGUACCUGAAAUAUAUGGAAAUAAUUUAAAUAUCGAGUUUCAAAUUGAUGAAUGGUGUAAAUCAUUUUUUUCAAGAGAUGUUGCUAAUAAAGAUAUUUAUAAAACUCUUAUUUGCUAUUAUUCAAAAUUGUUAGCAUCUCAUCCUUGUAUAAAAUAUAUUUUUCGAUUCUAUUUUUUGAAAUAUGCAUCUAUAACAACAGUUAGUACACCAGAAGGUGAAGCACACAUAGACACAAGUAACCCUGACUAUUUGUCAUAUAGAUUAUUUAGAUUCCCUGCACAUCUAUUACUUAAUCAUAUAGAUGAAAAACAUUUUAUGAACAACCUUCAAUCGAAUCCAAAUGAUUCAGGAAGAAAAAAUACAACUCGGGAAUCAAACUGGGACGUUAAAGUUAAAGAAAAUGGCGAAGAAAAUAUCGACAAAAAAAAUGUUGACACAAAUAAUGGCAUAGAUAAAAGUGACAACCUUUUAAAUAGUCAUGAUCCAUGCUAUGUCCACAAUUACAAUGUUGAUUAUUUUAAUACAAAGUUAGAUGAAAGUGAAAUAGGUAUAGAAACCAAAAAAAUAGAAUUAGAAAAAUAUUAUAAUUUACAUAAAUAUAAACAUAUUUAUUUAGAAAUUUUAAAAAAUAAAGAUAAUAAACUUCUUAAUCUAAUCAUUCAUCCAAUUUUACCAAAUGAAGAUGUCCCAUGGAAAAAUGAAAACUUUAAUGAAAGAGAACAAUUGAAAAAAAAAAAAAAAAAAAAAAUAUUUAUAUUUCAAAAUAGUAAUAAUCCAUCAAAAUAUAAAAGAGAAUUAGAUGUAAAAUCAUAUUUUGAUAAUGAAAGAAAUAAAUUAAUAAAAGCAGAAAAUUUAGAUAAUGAUUGGAUUAAUAAUAUACUAAAACAAUUAUCUUAUGCUUAUUGUUAUAAUGAUAUGGAAAAUAAUAAUGUUUUUGUUUAUAUUCAAAAAAAAAUCCUAAACAAUUUUUUAUGUAUCGAAUUAUUGCCAUUAUUUAAAAAAAAUUUAGAGAACCUACUACUAGCAAAUGCCCAAAAUUGGCUCAUGGCAUAUAUGCAUCAAUCUUUUUACUUAACUUUAAAUGUUCAACCAAUUGACAUUUUUAAGGAUAAAAAAAAAAAAAAAGAUAAAAUUAAUAAAAAAAAAAGUAAUAAAGACAUUCUAAAUGAUUCUUCAGAAUAUGGAUUAGAUAACUAUUCCUCAGAUUACAAAAAAAGUGACGGCUCAUACAGAAGUUAUACUGAUGAAAGUAUUUCAAAAAAAAAACAUAAAAUAAAAAAAAGUAAUAAAAAAAAAUACUACUCCGACGAUUCAUAUAGUAGUACUAAUGAUAAAGGAAAUAAGAAAAAAGGAAAAAUUAAAAAUAAAGAUGAUGAAAAUAAUAAAAAAAGUUCAAAUAAAAAUAGUUUAAAAGAUAAACCAGAUCUAUUUGAUUCAAGUUAUUCAUCAGAUAAUAAUUCAUAUAAAGAAGAUAAAAAUCUUAAUAAAAAAAAAAAAGACAAAAUUCAUAAAAAAGAACAUGAUGAUAUUGAAAAAAAACAUUAUCUAACUUAUGACAAUUAUUCAGAUAAAUCCGAAAAAAGUUAUAUAUCUAAUAAAAUUGAUGAAAAAAAAAAAAAAAGAGCUAUCAUAAAUAAUAUUAAAAAAAAUCAUAAUGUAUAUGAAGUAGUAUCUAUAAUAUGUGAGCCAAUUAAUUUUGGAAUAAGAUUACACAUUGUAGCAUGUGAUAUAUAUGGUGAUAUUAUCGAAUAUAUCUAUUUAGAUAAUAUAUAUAUAGAUAUAGUAAAAAAAGAAAAAACUAUUAUAGAACAAGAACAAAUAGCUAACGAUAUUAAUAUCUUCUUAUCAUUUUUAAAAAAAAUUAAACCUGAUAUUAUAUGUGUUGGAAUUAGAGAUAUACCAUCUUAUAUGAUAUUUUCAUACAUUCAAAAUAUUUUAAAUAAUAAUAAAAAUAAUUCAGAAAAAACGGAUGAAAAAAAUCAAUUUACUUCCUCUAUUCCUUAUAAUACUUCCUUAUUGGCUAAUACAAAAUAUGUUGUAAUUGCUGAAAAUUUAUAUAUACCAUUUAUUAUUACAAAUAAUUUAAAAUAUAGCACAGACUUAACAACAAAAUAUUCUAGAGAAGCUCUUCUAUGUUUAUCCUUAUGUAGAUACGUUCAAAAUCCAUUAGAUGCAGUUUUAUCCUUAUUUGAAGAAGAAAACAAAAAUAUGUUUAACAUCUGUCUUCAUGAUUUACAAAAGUACAUCUGUGGAUACAAAUUAGAACACGUUUUUUAUAGAAUCAUUUUAGAUAUUGUAAAUAAAACAGGAUGUGAUAUUAAUUUUGUAAAAAAAAAAAAACAACAUUUUGGUAAUACACUAAGUUAUAUAUCAGGUUUAGGAUUACGAAAAAAGGAAGAACUAAUGAAAUUGUUACAUAAUAAAAAUUUAAAUACAAGAGAAGAUUUACUAACAUUAUCUUCAAAUAAAAAUUUAAUUGGAAAUUGUGUUUAUCUAAAUUGUGCAUCUUUUAUCCGUAUUAUCGGAAGUGGCAACGAAUAUGUAGAAGCAUUAGAUAAUACUCGUAUACACCCACUUAACUAUCAUGAUGUUAUUCUUGAUUUAUUUGUAAAUAGUGUUGAAAAUAAAAAAAAUAACUUUUUAAAAGAUACAAACUUAUAUGAUAUCGUGAACUAUAUUAUAGACAAAAAAAAAAUCAUAAAUAAUAUUGAAAUUAAAGAAUAUUCAAAGAAAUAUUAUUUCGAAAAAAAAAAUCAAAUAAAUAGUAACAAUACAAAUAUAUUUAUUUAUCCAUACUUAAAAUUUAUAAAAAAUGAAUUACUACACCCAUAUAAAGAUUAUAGAUGUCAAUAUGAAAAAAAAAGAGAAGAAGAAUUGUUCUACUUAAUAAUUAAUGAAAAAAAAGAAAAUCUAAUGGUAGGAUCAGAAGUUGUAUGUAAAAUGAAUUUUAUCAAUAAACAUAAUGGAAUAAUUAACGUAACAAUAUUGCCAUAUAAUAUAAAAGGUUACAUUAGUGAUUCUCGUGAUUUUUUAAAACAAUUAAAAAAUUAUUAUGUAGAUAAAAUGAAUUAUAUAAAUUCAAAUACAGAAAGUUUAAGUGAUAAAAAUUAUAAUAAUAAAUAUAAUCGUGUAAAAUUAAAAGAUGAUGAAUUUAUUAAUCAGUCAAUCAUUGGUGAAAUAAUUAAAGGAAGAAUAGCAUCAGUUAAAUAUAAUUUAUAUAAUACCUUUGAAACUAAUUUUCAAAUUGUUGUAACAGAUGAAAAUAAAAAAAAAAUAAAAAAACAACAAUUUCUAACUAAUCUAGUAGAACCCAUUCACUCUGAUAUCUUAUCACCAUUAACAGAAUUUGAUCUAGAUUAUAAUAGUAAUAAUCAUUUUAUUGAAAAUCAUUUUAAAAAAUUAAAUGACAAUGAAGAUAUAGACGAUUUUGAUGAAGAUGAAGGAGAUGAACAAAUGGAUGGAGGAUAUAAAAUGAGAAUUAAAAAUAAAAAUAAAUAUUAUCAAAAUAAAAAAUAUUCAACAAAUCCUAUUUUUAAAAUAUGGACAUACCAUGAAGUUCAUACUUACUUAAAACAACCAACUAUUUCAAUCGGUGAAUCUAUUAUUUAUCCAUCAAAUGAAAUAAAUAAAUUAUAUGUAAUAAUUAAAACAUGUGAUCAACCAUUUAUUAUAGCUAAGUUUACUAUAUAUGAAAAAAAUAUACAUCCAAAUAAUAUAAACAUAAAUAAAGCAUCACAACAGAUACAACAAAUAUUCAUCAUUAAUAAUGAACAAUAUAAAUCAAUGGAAAAUAUUGUUUCAUUAUUUUGUAAUAAUUUAAAAAAAAAUCUCUUAGAAUUAUAUAAUCAUCCAAAAUGUAAAAGAAAAAAAACUAUGGAACAAAUACGAAAAGAAUUGUCUCAAGAAAGUUUUCAAAAACCAGAUAAUAUUGUAUGGGCUUUAAUACCUCCAAUAUAUUUAACUAAUAAAAAAGAACAAGACAAUAACAAUGAUGAUAAGAAUAUGCAAGACAUUAAUCCUUUGCGUUUUACAUUAAUGGUUAUACCACCACAUCAUCAUCAAAAAAAUUAUUCAACAUAUAAUAAACAUCAAGACAAACAAGCAGAUCUUAUUUUUCUUCAAGACUCUAUAUAUGUAAAUCAUAAAUCAUUUAAAUUAUGGACAAAAGUUGAAAGAAGUUUUAAAGAUCUUAUUAUUUGGUGGAAAGAAAAAGGAUAUUGGAAUCGACAACAUGAACGACAAGAAUAUAUAAAUGAAAAACGGAUUAAAAUGGAGGAGUAUAAAAAAAUCAGAUCUGCCCAAAACUAA
Molecule: messenger RNA, 7239 nt
Organism: Plasmodium vinckei vinckei
Lineage: Eukaryota; Apicomplexa; Aconoidasida; Haemosporida; Plasmodiidae
Product: conserved Plasmodium protein, unknown function
Exons: 1
Coding region: 1-7239 (2412 amino acids)
Biological process (GO): positive regulation of transcription elongation by RNA polymerase II; nucleosome organization; transcription elongation by RNA polymerase II
Cellular component (GO): transcription elongation factor complex
Molecular function (GO): nucleosome binding; histone binding
Source: RefSeq, a predicted model, not a curated record